GAAGCGAAGUAGCUGUGACGCAAAUCAAUAUCGACGUUUCGACUCAACGUUCGAUUCAGUUAAAUCUGAUUGCAAGUGGGUAAAUCUUUGACAGUCACAUCGACCCUACUGUCGAUCUUCUUUGAGAGCAGUAUCUUUUCCCCUAUUGUGAUCUCUACUGCCAACGUCCAUGGCAGACCAGAUUAUCUACUCACUUGACAGAUUUUCCUCGGUUCACGUGGACACGGAAAAGCAGCAAGUGAGGGGCCAGGACUUCAUCACAAGUCUUCGUGAUGCGCUACCUACCUGGCGAGCCAAGGGUCACCGAGGGGUAUGGGUCACUGUACAAAAGGAACUCUCGGCCUGUAUACCCCAGCUAAUUGAGCUAGGGUUUGACUACCACCAUGCUGAACCUGGUUAUGCUAUGCUUACAAUUUGGCUACCAGAGACACUACCCAACAACCUGCCAGCGUACGCCAACCACUAUCUAGGUGUGGCCGGCUUUGUGGUCAACGAAAAGAACCAGGUCCUGGUUGUCCGAGAGCGCUACCACAACACUAACCUCCGCUCUCCCUGGAAACUUCCUGGAGGUCACGCAGACAGAGGAGAGGAGAUCAGCACCACCGCGGAGCGCGAGGUGUUUGAGGAGACAGGUGUCAAGUCCGAGUUUGUCUGUGUCAUCGCCUUCAGGCACCUGCACAACUACCGCUUCGGUCUGUCCGACUUUUACUUUGUGUGCCUAAUGAGAAGUCUCAGCUCCGAGAUAAAAGCCUGCCCUAACGAGAUCGCGGAGUGCGAGUGGAUGGAUCUGGAGGACUAUGAAAACUAUGAGAAGAUCUCAGACGUGAACAGAUUCUUUGUGCAGCAGUAUCGUGAAAUUGUUGCCAGUGGUAAUGCCAUCACACCUCACGACGUACGCUCUUAUGACCGGAUAUCGUGGAACAAGGUGUACAGCGCCGACAGGUUGGUGGAGCAAGACAGGGAUGGUCAGCCAGCGGUCAGUUCUGUUGUGUCAUCGGCGCUUCCUCCGUCAGCAGCAAGUGACUCUUCCACUGCAGAGGGAAAUCAAGUGUUACAACAGGAGAAAGGGGAAGAAGAAGGCUCUAUAUGAAAGUUAAAGAUAAUCUGUGAUUACUUUUUUCCCCCAAGUAACGAAAAGUGGUUUGUACAACUGUGAGGAAAAAUGAAUUUUUGUGACAUAAGCAGAAUGUAACAUUUUUGUAUUUUAUUUGACACAGUAGAGAAGCACAUCAACACAAUUACUGACAAUUAGUGUACGGUAAAAGUAAGAGGGACAAACAGAUAGUCUAACCACUACAUAGCUGUUCUAAUUCAUAGUUAGCAAACACCUCCAGUGACCAAUUUGAAAGCAAAUUUCAGAUUUUGUUGUUGUUUUUGUAAGUGUUUUAUGGAUUGAACUUUUUCAGUUGGUAGGAAAU
Aplysia californica (California sea hare) is the source of this 1418-nucleotide messenger RNA. RefSeq names its product nudix hydrolase 8. The record is from RefSeq and is a predicted model, not a curated record. Bases 170 to 1090 code for a protein of 306 amino acids. The transcript is spliced from 8 exons. Gene Ontology annotation, molecular function: ADP-ribose diphosphatase activity; NAD binding; NADH pyrophosphatase activity. NCBI's taxonomy places the organism in Eukaryota, Metazoa, Mollusca, Gastropoda, Aplysiida, Aplysiidae.